This is a messenger RNA of Cygnus atratus (black swan), 2276 nucleotides long. Its product is annotated as endonuclease domain-containing 1 protein-like. The transcript is spliced from 4 exons. Gene Ontology annotation, molecular function: nucleic acid binding; hydrolase activity; metal ion binding. The record is from RefSeq and is a predicted model, not a curated record. NCBI's taxonomy places the organism in Eukaryota, Metazoa, Chordata, Aves, Anseriformes, Anatidae. Bases 59 to 1018 code for a protein of 319 amino acids.
CAAACUUGGGAGAAAUUCUGAGGAAAUAGCAAAUUGCAUUUGUUGUACCAUUUCUGGCAUGAGUAAAUCUCCCUGGAAUAAUAACGUUUUUCGGGGGAAGAACAAGGUGACAGUUCAGCUGCUGCUCCUGAGAUACUGCUUCAAGGUGAGCAAGAGCCCAUCCUUCGAAGUCCUCCCCGCGAUGCCGCCGCUGCUGCUGCUGCUGCUGCAGAUCUCCUCCAGCUGCCUUUGGCUGGGACACGGCGAGGUGGUGACGUCUUUUGAAAGCUCAUGCCCGCAGUUUUUCUUCCGGGAAACCCCCCCGAAUGACGCCCUGGAGCCAGAGAACCCAGCCUGGAUCUGCCAGCGCUACAAGAACCAGUAUUACUUUGCCACCCUGUACGACAGGAGCAGGCGUAUUCCUGUGUACUCUGCUUACUUGUACCAGCCUGGGCCUGGCACAAGACCUAAAACAUGGCUGGUUGAGCCCCAGCUGAUGGGCUUAAGUUAUCCCAAAACGAUGGAAAAAGAAUGGACCCUCUUGAAUUAUUUCAACGUCACUUUAGAGCAGCUUGGCAAGAGCCAGGCUGUCCUCCAGGACUACAAGAACCUGACGGGUUUGAACCGGGGCCACUUGAACCCCAGUGGCCACCACCCCGACUCCAUCAGCAGGACAGCUACCUUCAGUCUCACCAACAUAGUCCCCCAGGACGAGAAACUCAACGGCGGUGCCUGGAACAACUAUGAGCAGCAAACCAUGAUGAGGAGCACGCAGGUCUGUAAUGCCACCUAUGUCGUGGUGGGCGCCGUGCCUGGGAACAACUACAUCGCCAAGGGUAGGGUCAACAAACCCAGCCACAUCUGGUCGAGCGCCUGCUGCGAGGUGGACAACAACCACAGAAAGUCUUGGGCAGUCAUUGCUGAGAAUGACAAGAACGAGGUCCAUCUCCUCACGCUGGGGGAGCUGGAGGAGGUGUUGACUGAGCUCUAUGGGAGGGAGCAGGUUUUUCUCUUUGACAGCGACUGUCCCCGGGAAUGAGCCUCCUUGCACCUCCUGGGUGUAUAAGGGAGCCACUAGCAGCACCGUGUGCACUGUGUGCCAUUCAUCCUUCCUUCUCUAGCUCUGUUUAUUGGAGCAUCUUCUCUCAAAAAAAAAAAAGGAAGGAAGAGGCCAGCAGAGCCCCCACCUGGUUUGCUUUCCUACUCUGCUGCCCACCCUUGCAAUGAAUCUUCAUGGAAGGGUCCCUGGAAGCUCUGGAGGGGCAAUCUGAAUAAAAGCCCAUGGGCAAGGAAAUUGGAGCUUGUCACUAAGACUAGAGAGGGUAUUUUAUUUUAUUUUUCCCUUUUUCUACAUGCCCAUAUACAGACUGUAUUUCCUUCCCCUCUUCAUUUGGUAUGAUUGAUAGCAUGCUGCUGUCUUCUCCCUCGCCUUCUUGGGAAAGGACGUGUGUUCCAGAGACCUCAUCGCUCUCUAUAGGUACCUUAAAGGAGGCUGUAGAGAGGUGGGGGUUGGUCUAUUCUCCCACGUGCCUGGUGACAGGACGAGGGGGAAUGGGCUAAAGUUGCUCCAGGGGAGGUUUAGGUUGGAUAUUAGGAAGAACUUCUUUACUGAAAGGGUUGUUAGGCAUUGGAAUGGACUGCCCAGGGAAGUGGUUGAGUCGCCAUCCCUGGAGGUCUUUAAAAGACGUUUAGAUGUAGCCCUUAGUGAUAUGGUUUAGUGGAGGUCUUGUUAGUGUUAGGAUAGAGGUUGGACUAGAUGAUCUUGGAGGUCUCUUCCAACCUAGACAAUUCUGUGAUUCUGUGAUUCUGUGAUUAUCCUACUGACACAGCCAAGGACAACAGAAAUGGACAGAGGAAGAGAGGAAGGUGGAAAGAAGGAAGGUGAAAAGGAAGAAGGCAACUUAGCAUAGGAGGAACAUCCCAGCUCUCUUGAGGUCUGCAAUGAGGUAAAACAAGGAGAAGGAAGGAAAUAACCUACAACGAAUCACUAGGCUCCCUAACCCUGAGCUUACAUGAAGGACAUGCUUAUGUAAAUUUACUAGCAGAUUUUUUGUUUGCUUGCUUUUGGACCCUGUGUCUUGAGAACAAGUGCUGAGGUAACAGGCAACCAGGCUCAAGGAGCAAAUAUACAGCAGACUUUGACCAAUCAAAGAUAAAUUUCGGCAAUACGCUGGUGGGUUAACUUCAUUUUCUGCUCCACUUCUGAACCUUUUCCACAGAUUUAUAUGUAAUUGAUUUUUUUUUCCAUUGUAAGAUCUAUUCAUCAGUAUAAAAAUUCAAUAUAUGGCAUACAAUUU